Molecule: messenger RNA, 663 nt
Organism: Ascoidea rubescens DSM 1968
Lineage: Eukaryota; Fungi; Ascomycota; Saccharomycetes; Ascoideales; Ascoideaceae
Product: SAP domain-containing protein
Exons: 2
Coding region: 1-663 (220 amino acids)
Biological process (GO): poly(A)+ mRNA export from nucleus
Cellular component (GO): nucleus
Source: RefSeq, a predicted model, not a curated record
AUGUCAAGCUAUGCUGGGAAAACCGUUGCUCAAUUAAAAGAAUUAUUGAAGGAAAGAAACCUAUCCAUUAUUGGGAUUAAAAACGAUCUAAUUAAAAGACUUGAAGCAGAUGAUAAAUCAUCCCAGCAAGAAGCUGAAAACCAGUAUGAGACCGUAGAGCCCUCAAUUGAACCCAAUAAUGUCCAAUCUAACAACAAUCCAGAAGAUUCUACUGAUAGCAAUAAGCCUACACAAGAAAAUGAUGAACAACAACAACAACAACAACAACAACAACAACAACAACAAACACAAGCUAUACCAAACUCACACCCUGCAAAUGACUCUACAUUGACUAAAAAAACACUCACUCCCGAUGAAUUAAAAACUGCAGCUAUUGAACUACUCCAAAAGAAAAUCUCAAGAGCUAAAAAAUUCGGGGAUAAAGUUGGAUUAGAAAAUGCUGAAAGGGAUUUAAUAAGAGUCCAAAAAUUUGGUGUUCAACCUGGUACAUCAUUAGCAAGAGAAUUGACUUCCACCACUGAAGAAUUGAGACCCAGAAAGAACUUUAAAAGGUCUUCAAGUAGUAUUAACAAAAACUACCAUAACCGUAAAAGACCCUCACAUCCUAGAAGAUUUAAUAGCAAUCACAGCGAUAACAGUAGAAGAUUUAGAGAAAGAAGAUAG